UUUCCUUGCGUUCUCGUCAAGUACUUCCGGCAGUGACGCACGGUCCCGUUUCUCGGUCCCUCCGUCGGCUCUCACGUGUUUUUUGUGUAUAAAAGGGUUCCAGUCUGCACUCAUCAAUGUCUUGUGGGUCACCAGACAAACGCAGGAAGAUGGAGUCAGCGCUGAACCAGCUGAAGAAGUUCACCGUGGUGGUGGCAGACACGGGAGACUUUAACGCCAUCGAUGAGUACAAGCCUCAAGAUGCAACCACUAAUCCAUCUCUGAUCCUGGCUGCUGCUAAGAUGCCUGCUUACCAGAGCCUUUUGGAUCAGGCCAUAAAAUAUGGCAUUGCUAAAGGAGGUACUGAAGAGGAGCAGGUAGCCAACACGAUGGACAAGCUGUUUGUGAGUUUUGGACUCGAGAUUCUCAAGAAGGUUCCAGGCAGAGUGUCUACAGAGGUGGAUGCCAGAUUGUCAUUUGAUAAAGAUGAAAUGGUGGCAAAAGCCCUGAUGCUCAUAGCGCUGUACGAGGAGGCGGGCAUCAGUAAGGAGCGUGUGCUCAUCAAACUUUCCUCAACAUGGGAGGGGAUCCAGGCUGGCAGGGAGCUUGAGGAGAAACAUGGUGUUCACUGCAACAUGACACUGCUGUUCUCCUUUGCUCAGGCUGUAGCUUGUGCAGAAGCAAAAGUAACUCUUAUUUCCCCUUUUGUUGGGCGCAUUCUUGACUGGUACAAGGAGAACACAGACCGUAAAAGCUACGAGCCACAUGAAGAUCCAGGUGUGGUGAGCGUGACCAAGAUUUACAACUACUACAAGAAGUUUGGCUAUGGCACUGUUGUGAUGGGGGCCUCCUUCAGAAACACGGGUGAAGUGAAGGCUCUGGCUGGCUGUGACCUGCUCACAAUCUCCCCUGGUCUGUUGGCAGAGCUUAGCGAGGAUCACAGCUCGGUCACUGAGCUACUAAGUGUGGAGAAAGCUAAAUCCUGUGAUCUGGAGAAGAUCCACUUGGAGGAGAAGGAUUUCCGCUGGCAGCACAAUGAGGACCGCAUGGCUGUGGAGAAAUUGUCAGAUGGCAUCCGCAAGUUUGCUGCUGACGCCAUCAAGCUGGAAACCAUGAUUAAAGAGAAGAUACUCAGUGUUAAAAACGGCCAGUAAUGAACAGUUCUGGUGUCCACCUGUAGCUAAAGAUGAAUAAUGAGUGGAGACCACCUUAUUUUGCCCUGAAUAAAGAGGACCUUCCUCGCCGCUCUUGCCAGACUCCUGGGACCACCCUCCUUCUCUUGGGAUGGGGCUGUUUUUUGACCAAAUAAAAAUGAUUCGUGUUUCA
Nothobranchius furzeri (turquoise killifish) is the source of this 1305-nucleotide messenger RNA. It is a transcript of the gene taldo1, whose product is annotated as transaldolase 1. Gene Ontology annotation, biological process: carbohydrate metabolic process; pentose-phosphate shunt, non-oxidative branch; pentose-phosphate shunt. Gene Ontology annotation, cellular component: cytoplasm; intracellular anatomical structure. NCBI's taxonomy places the organism in Eukaryota, Metazoa, Chordata, Actinopteri, Cyprinodontiformes, Nothobranchiidae. The record is from RefSeq and is a predicted model, not a curated record. Gene Ontology annotation, molecular function: transaldolase activity.